AUGGCCAACUUUCCCAACCUGCGAAGGCUAUUCAUAGAAGCCAGGAGCGAAGACGAGGAGAGAGAGGUCUCGAGGAAAGCAUUCUACAACGCCGUGCUGUUCAUGGGCUCCGUCGCCGUCUUCAGCCUGAUAGCCCAGCGGAUGAACGCGGGCAGGUGA
This is a messenger RNA of Diaporthe citri, 159 nucleotides long. RefSeq lists its product as uncharacterized. Gene Ontology annotation, biological process: outer mitochondrial membrane organization. The transcript has 3 exons. NCBI's taxonomy places the organism in Eukaryota, Fungi, Ascomycota, Sordariomycetes, Diaporthales, Diaporthaceae. Bases 1 to 159 code for a protein of 52 amino acids. The record is from RefSeq and is a predicted model, not a curated record.